AUGGCGUUGCUGGGCCUGGUUCUGCUGGAAAUGGCCGCUGCGGGGGAGAGCCCGUGGUUGGCCCGGCCGCGGGUGGUGGCUGGCGGAGCGGCGCUGGCCGGGGUGGUCGUCCCGCCAGCGGCGCUGGUCCGGAUCACCCGCUCCGGAGUCAUGCGGUGCUCGGGCGGACUCAUCGGUCGGCAGCAAGUCAUUACUGCAGCACAUUGUCUGGUGGGAUUAGACGUGGCUACUCUGGCUGUCCGCAUCGGAACCAGCUAUGCCGUCGCAGGCGGCGAGGGAGUUGUGCGGGCGGUCGUCGAGACUCUCGUCCAUCCGGGGUACGAUGGGCGGGUCCGGUCUGGCUACGAUGUGGCGAUCAUGGUCCUCGACGAGGCGGUCGACAGCAACAAAGUAUCUCCGCUUCCGCUGGCGGCUGUACGCCCGCCGAAUGGGCUGGAUGGGGUGCUAGUCGGCUUUGGUGCCACUCAUCCGUCGGGAUCGACCGCCUCGCUCCCAGCCACAGCCCGCUACGGUGAUGUGCGGGUUGCUCCGCCGUCCGAAUGUGGGUACAAAGGCGGCGUGAUCAACGCCAGCCAGCACAUCUGCGCCUCGGCACCCAGCAGGAGCGAGAUGACCUCGUGCGCCGGCGACUCGGGUGGGCCGAUGCUUGUUCCGGUUCGUGGCGAGCCAACAGCCUGGCUCGUUGCCGGCGUCGCGUCGUUCGGCUCGGUUGUCUGUGGGAGCGAGGGCCGCAAGGGCGUGUAUGUGCGGAUUGACGCGGUGGUGGCCUGGAUCCGGAGCGUUGUGCCCGAGGCGCUUGUCGCGCAUCCGGGCGCCCGUGGCCAGACGACCGAGCUCGCGCUCUCCGGCGAGGCGCUCGGCCCGGCGCUGGAAGCGGUGGCGCCAGCCAACGCGACCCGGAUUGUUGUGCUUGCAGGCUCUGCAUUCGUUCCGCUCGCUGGCGUCGCGCUGGCCAGCGUCGCGCCCAACAACAGCGUGCUGGUGGUCGGCGAGUCUGGUCGCCUCGUCGUUGAUGGUCCGCUCGCGACCGGCGGCGUGCUCGCGCUACGAUUCAACAGCUCGCUGGACAUUGGCUCUGUCGGCAGUGUGCUUGCCGGCGGGCUGGCGGUCUCGGCACAGUCGCGUCUGCUGGUGCGGAUGGCGCGGCCGAGCCGCGAUCCGGCACAGGCGCCGCUGCGGGCCGGGCCUCGCGGCCUCGCGCUCGCCGGCACACUUCGCAUCGAGUUUGACGAUCCGUCUGCCACCGCUGCCAACGUGUCUGUGGAUGGAGUCGGCACGGUUGUGGGCGCUGCCACCGGCGAGGCGGUUGGCGACAUCGACGCGGUUGAGUUAGUUGGCGUCGACGGCAAGUUGGCCUCGUUUGGCGGCGCCGGGAUCCAAGUUGUGUGUGCGGCAUCGGCGUGCACACUGCAGAUGCGGCGGAGUCAGGGAAGCGCCGCCGAGCUCAGCCCGGCUGCCAUCGCUGCAAUUGUCGGUGCUGCACUCGCUGGUGGGCUCCUCGCCGGGCUGCUCGGGCUCUGGCUGUGGCGGACGACGCGGAUCUUGGGGCGAACAACGCCGGACGCCUCUGACCUGCGGCGGCGGAAAAGGCGGCGGGGGAGGCGGCAGAUCAAGCGGCGGAUGCGGCCGUUCUCGGCAGGACCCCUCGUCGUCGGGGUCGUCGGAAACGUCCUCGACUUUGGCUCGGUCGACCUCAUCGUCGACGCGGAUGCCCGAGUUUAUGCGGCUGUCGUGGGUAGGCUCUGCGAGUAG
Thecamonas trahens ATCC 50062 is the source of this 1752-nucleotide messenger RNA. RefSeq names its product serine protease 27. Bases 1 to 1752 code for a protein of 583 amino acids. The transcript is spliced from 2 exons. Gene Ontology annotation, biological process: proteolysis. NCBI's taxonomy places the organism in Eukaryota, Apusomonadida, Apusomonadidae. The record is from RefSeq and is a predicted model, not a curated record. Gene Ontology annotation, molecular function: serine-type endopeptidase activity.